Molecule: messenger RNA, 1347 nt
Organism: Fusarium keratoplasticum
Lineage: Eukaryota; Fungi; Ascomycota; Sordariomycetes; Hypocreales; Nectriaceae
Exons: 4
Coding region: 1-1347 (448 amino acids)
Biological process (GO): transmembrane transport
Cellular component (GO): fungal-type vacuole membrane
Molecular function (GO): transmembrane transporter activity
Source: RefSeq, a predicted model, not a curated record
AUGACUGUUCGGACAGAACCUCCAGUCGCCGACUGGCCCGGCUCGUCGGCGUCCUCAGACACCGAAAAGGGCAACGAAACCGACCGUUCACAGACCGAAUCCUCAUCCCCUCCUGCACCAAAAACUAUAGAGAUCGAGUUUGACAACCCAAGAGGAUGGAUCCCCGUGGCAGCAGCAGCGUGCUCGUUGUUUGUCUACCUCGGCGUGAUAUACUCUUGGGGUAUCAUGCAAGUGAGACUCGUCGAGACGACAUCGUCUAGUCUAACCACUUUGACGUUUGUUGGAUCUUUGGGUACAUCUUUCAUGAUAUCUCUUAGUGUCUUGUCGGGUAUAGCAGUUCGCAAGCUGGGAUACCAAAAGACGGCACUAUUAGGGGCCGUUUUGAUGGGACUCGGAGAGUUUCUCGCGAGUUGGACUACGAAACAUGUCGGAGCUCUGUUUGUAUUCCACGGAGUUAUUUUUGGCAUCGGAGGGGGACUGUGCAUCUUUUCGUGUUCUACUGCGCCUCUCCGAUGGUUCAAAAAGUACCGAGGUCUCGCAAUGGGUAUCGUUUUCGGUGGGGGAAGUCUCGGAGCCGCCGUGAUGAGCAUCGCAACGAAUCUCCUCGUUAGAAACCUCGACGUCGCGUGGACGUUUCGCAUCUUGGGCUUCAUGCUAUGGGGAGUCUGCAUCCCUGCAUCCUACUUUAUCCAACAACCCAAGGGUUCAGCGAGCGCCAACUUGAAACUCCAAUGGUAUCGCUUCAAGGAGCCGAGGUUCCUACUCAUCGUGGUGGGGACGGCAAUCUCGUGCUUCCCGCUGUUUAUUCCGCCGUACUUCAUUCCCAUCUUUUCCAGAUCUAUGGGGUACUCUAACCAGAUAGCCAUCGUCAUCUUAGCGGCCUGGAAUCUCGCUUCUACGGUGGGCCGUGUGUUGGGCGGAUACACUGCCGAUGUGCUGCUCGGGCCUCUCAAUAGCUUGGUACUCUGCCUGCUGUUCAUUGGCCUGAGUUCCCUCGUUGUCUGGCCAUUGGCCUCCACAGUUGGCAUCUUCUCCGUGUUUUUGAUCUUCAACGGCAUCGGAUGCGGCGCCUUCUUUAGUCUGGUCCCUCCCAUGGUCGGGGCCACGAUGGGAGCCGAGAACACCCUGGGCAUCCUCCCCAUCCUGUGGACGACUUGGUUCUGCGGCUUCUUCUUUGGUACGCCUAUCGCAUCUGGAAUCUACUCACUAGCCGGAGAUAGCCAUGACCAAGGGGUCGAGGAGUUUCGUCCUGCCGCGUACUACGCUGGAGCCAUGUCCCUUGUCGGGUUAUUUUUUAUCCUGUACAUUCGCUUCACUCAGACGAAGCGUCUCCUAGUCCGUAUUUAG